Molecule: messenger RNA, 369 nt
Organism: Symbiodinium sp. CCMP2592
Lineage: Eukaryota; Dinophyceae; Suessiales; Symbiodiniaceae
Source: the annotation of a GenBank genome assembly
AUGCUGCUGGAGGUCGGAGCCAAACGUGACACAGGCCGUACAGACACUGGGGCUCGGCCCCUGCAUGUCGCAGCCCAGUUUGGGCACGAAGGAGUGGUCACAGCGCUGCUUGAGCACGCGGCGGACCCCAACGCAGCCUGCAGGGUGGGUGGGGCGACAGCGUUGACAUGCGCCUGCCAGGUGGGACAUUUCGAGGUGGCGCGCCUGCUGCUGCAAGGACGCGCGGACCCAACGGCUGUGCAGUCCGAUGGCGCGACGGCUUGGGAUCUCGCAUCCCAACACGGGCAUGCUGAGAUCGCGCAGUUGUUGCUUGAGCAAUUCAAUGGAGGGGAUUUGGAGUUCCUGAUGGACGGUCACUUGGCUACAUGA